CAAAUGUACAAGUAUUCAACUAAUUCAGAUAGAUAUGUUGGAGAUGAUAUGCACCCCAAAGAAAAAAGGAGAACCCCUGCUUGGUGUGACCGUAUUUUGUGGUAUGGAGAAGGUCUACAUCAGUUAUCGUAUGUCCGUGGUGAAUCAAAGUUUUCAGAUCACAGACCUGUCUAUGGCAUAUUUUGGGCUGAGGUUGAGUCAGCUCAUCGUAGAUUGAAGAAAACUAUGAGUUGUUCUCGUUCCAGAAUUGAGGUGGAGGAACUUCUGCCAUAUUCCGGUGGAUAUACUGAACUGAGUUUUUUCUAAGGAAUUUGGGAUGUGAGACGUGUCCUUCCAC
Molecule: messenger RNA, 337 nt
Organism: Vigna angularis (adzuki bean)
Lineage: Eukaryota; Viridiplantae; Streptophyta; Magnoliopsida; Fabales; Fabaceae
Product: type IV inositol polyphosphate 5-phosphatase 6-like
Exons: 2
Coding region: 4-306 (100 amino acids)
Biological process (GO): phosphatidylinositol dephosphorylation
Molecular function (GO): phosphatidylinositol-3,4,5-trisphosphate 5-phosphatase activity; phosphatidylinositol-4,5-bisphosphate 5-phosphatase activity; inositol-polyphosphate 5-phosphatase activity
Source: RefSeq, a predicted model, not a curated record